Molecule: messenger RNA, 2697 nt
Organism: Nicotiana tabacum (common tobacco)
Lineage: Eukaryota; Viridiplantae; Streptophyta; Magnoliopsida; Solanales; Solanaceae
Product: interactor of constitutive active ROPs 3-like
Source: RefSeq, a predicted model, not a curated record
UUUUCUUUUUUGUUCUUCUGUUGAUGGAGUGUACAAUGUGAUGAUAGCAACUUUUUGAACUACUUUUUGGAAUGUAGUUUUAUGGUUAAUCUUACUUUUUUUUUUUACAAGAUUCUACAGUGUUUGGUCUGUGUUUUGAGCUUGAUGUCUCCUAAAGUUCUCAGCUUUACAGAAUGCAGGUUUUUUGCUUAAAAGUAAAAAGGAAAAGUCGAAUCUUGAAGAGUUUGAUGGACUCUCUUUACGUUGUGUUUUAAGCUUUUUUUGGAGUCGUGUGUUUAUUCCUUUUUUUUUUUGCUUCUACUUUAGAUGCAUUUGGUUCUUUCUUGCAGGUUUUAAAAUUUUGAACCAUUUUUCUUCAUUUUAAUUUGAAGCUUUUAUCUUUAGCUUAUCUGAAUCUGACUUUAGAGAUUUUGCAAAGAAAACUCAGGUGGGGUUUUAUGGGAAAGUAUUUUCAGCAAUUAUUUGCUUAUGUUCAAAUAUUUAUCGAGGAUACGACUCUCGACAAGAUGUGUAGGCAGAGAAUUAAGAGUUAGUGGGGCAGAGGGCAUUGAAACAGGAAAUUUUUUCUUAAUACCAAGAUUUUACUUUGUGGGCCAAAAGGUUGUUGAGAUAUGCAGACCCCAAAAGCAAGAAACAGUUCCUCUGAAGUGCCACAAAAGAAAUCGCCACGAGGCAAUACCACGGAAGUGCCUCUAAAGAUCUCUCCGCGAGCUGUGAGAUCUCGAGAAGCUCCUCAAAAGAUUUCACCUCGAGCGGCUUCUCAAGAUGUGCCCCAAAAGAUUUCGCCCAGAGUUGCGCGCCGCCUGAAGACGGGUGCACUAGAUUCUGACUCUGUAUCUUCUCCUCAUGGUAAUAGUAGGACACCAAAAGAGAGAAGGCCUAAAGUCACUGAGCAGAAGUCUCCCAAAAGUUUGGAGUCAGAGAAGAAGUGUCCGAGCAGGGUAUCUGAAUUGGAGUCCCAAAUCACUCAGCUAAAAAAUGAUCUUAAGGGAAAGAUAAGCUCGUCAGAAGCAUGCAAAAAGCAAGCUGAAGUAGAGGCCGAGGGGUCGAAGGAACACUGUACAAUAUUAUCCGCGGAACUGGAUCAGUCCCCGAAACAGCUUUUGGAGCAACCUUCUUCUGAGAAUCCGACAUUGUGUUCAGAACUUGAGACAAUCCAAAAACAGCACUCGGUUGACUCAGCUGCAUUGACUUCUGCCUUGAUUGAGAUCAAAGAACUAAAGGCUCAGCUUGAGACUGUUGCUGAAUCCGAGGUUACCAAAACAAAGAACGCGGAAGCAGCACAAACUGAGCUCCAAAACUUGAAACAAAACCUGGCGGAUACUCUUUCGCUUAUGGAAGACAUGAAGAAACAACUAAAGGAUAGCAAAGAUUCAGAAGCUCAAGCUCAAGCACUUGUUACUGAAACUCUGUUGCAACUGGAAUCAGCAAAGAAGACUGUAGAGACCCUCAGGUCCGACGGUAAUAAAGUUAUGGAGGCAUACAACACUAUAUCUUCUGAGUUGGAUCAGUCGAGGGCACGUGCAAAUUUGUUGGAAGACGUUGUUUGCAAACUCCAAACUGAUGCUAGCAAUGUUGGUGAAACUGAAAUUGUCGAAGUUGAUGAAAGUAAGGAAACAAUUGAGGCGGAACUGUCUUCUCUGAAAUCGGAAGUUGAACGUCUGAGAGCUGAUCUGGUAGCAGCUGAAAUCAAAUACAACGAAGAAAAAACUCGAAGCACACUUGAAAUUAGAAGUGCGUAUGAGUUGGUGGAGCAAAUCAAGGAAAUGUCGAGGCAAAGGGAAGAUGAGCUGCAGGGAGAUUUACAGAAGUUCAAAACACAAAUAGAUGAGUUGAAGGCAAAUUUAAUGGAUAAAGAAACUGAAUUGCAGGGUAUUUGCGAGGAGAAUGAGAAUCUUACCAUGAAACUAGAGAAUGCCAAAUCUGGAAAAGGAGAAAAUGAACUUGAAAAGGAGCUUCAGAGAUCAAGACUUGAUAUUGAAAAUCUGAAGGCAAAUUUGAUGGACAAGGAAACCGAACUGCAGAAUAUUUUAGAGGAAAAUGAGAUCCUGAAACUAGAAACUAACAAAAAGGAAAGCAAUAGAGGUAAAGUGAAGGAUGAAGUUGCUGCUGAACUAGAGGGCGCAAAGACUGCAGAACGAGAAGCUCAGAUGAAGCUCGGGUAUAUGAAAGAGGAAGUUGAUAAGAGUAACCGGCGGGUAGCUAGGGUAACUGAGCAGUUGGAUGCAGCUCAAGCUUCCAAUGCAGAAAUGGAAGCCGAACUAAGGAAGCUAAAGGUUCAGUCUAACCAAUGGAGAAAAGCUGCAGAAGUUGCGACUGCUAUGUUAUCAAAUGGCAAUAACGGGAAAUUCAUGGAAAGAACUGGAUCAAUGGAUAGUCAUUACAGUCCCGGCAAGAUUAGCUCACCUUACUUCGAGGACAUGGAUGAAGAUUUAAUGAAGAGAAAAAAUCCAAACGUGCUUAAAAGGAUCGGGGAGUUAUGGAAGAAGCCAAUGAAAUAGGAAAAGUAUGAGGAAGGUUAUUUCUGAUCCUUGUGUAUUUAACCUCUUAGUUUAUGCAUUUGAAACAAAAUGAAAUGGGACUUCUAGUUAUUGUAAUCAUAUAGAAGCUCUGCUCAGUUUAGAACUGAGUCUAAUGAUUGUUCAAUUCCAUUGCUCUUUCAUGUUUUAAUAUGAUAUAUCUAUGCAGUUAUUAAUA